Messenger RNA from Meloidogyne enterolobii, 456 nucleotides. The record is from the annotation of a GenBank genome assembly. NCBI's taxonomy places the organism in Eukaryota, Metazoa, Nematoda, Chromadorea, Rhabditida, Meloidogynidae.
AUGGUUAUACAAGCACCUCCUAGAACCUCCGUAGAAAUUAAUACACUUGGACAGAAUAAUAUUUCUUUGGAUGAUGUUCGCUAUGAAAUGAAAUUAAAAAGUUAUUCUGGCGCAGCACAAGUUAUUCCUGUUAAUAUGGGGGAUUCUGAAGGUUUUCGAAGUUUAACACCGCCGCCUACUGAAAACGAUUAUUUACAUUUGAGCUCGGAGGACGAAAAAUCUGCACCUUCUCAACUUUGGGAUUUUUUACACUUUCCUAUACAAUUUGUUCAUACUCAACCAAGACAGAGAUCGAAACUUGGAGAUAUUUCGCAUGGAAUAUUAAGUAGAGAACAAAGUCACUCUUAUGCUGUUCCAAUCGAACUAAGCGAUGAGGAGGAGGUAGUAAUUGAUGAUGGUCAAUUUAAUUUGUAUUCUGAAAAUAUUGAAAGGGAGGAUCUCAUUACUAUUCAUUAA